AUGCUCUCCGAGGAGGAUGUCGACCGCUUCAUGGCUGAAGCCAUUGCGGAGGCACGCUCGGCCUUGGAGAGCGGCGAGGUUGCCGUUGGCUGCGUCAUAGUCGACAAGGAAUCUAGUUCAGUUGUAGCUCGAGCAGGCAACAGCACGAACAAGACGCACAACUCAACUUGGCAUUGCGAGUUUGGCGCCAUCAGCACCGUUUUUGAAUUGGUGCCAGGCGGCAAGGUUGGAUGCGGCGACCGGGACUCCUUGCACUCGUUCAUGUCGCGUUACGCGCUCUUCGUCACGUGCGAACCGUGCGUGAUGUGCGUCACUGCGCUGCAAAUAGUGGGGCUCACUGAGGUCUACUACGGCUGCCCCAACGAGAAGUUCGGGGGCUGCGGGUCAGUGCUAUCGCUACACGAAGGUUACGGCGGCAUGGCACCGUUGCGUUGUGUCAAGGGUAUCCGCGCCGACGAGGCUAUAGGACUGUUGCAGGCAUUCUACUCGUCCGGAAACCCUAAAGUUCACAUGAUCCCCAGCACCUGA
This is a messenger RNA of Babesia bigemina, 528 nucleotides long. Its product is annotated as cytosine deaminase, putative. NCBI's taxonomy places the organism in Eukaryota, Apicomplexa, Aconoidasida, Piroplasmida, Babesiidae. The record is from RefSeq and is a predicted model, not a curated record. Gene Ontology annotation, biological process: tRNA wobble adenosine to inosine editing. Gene Ontology annotation, molecular function: tRNA-specific adenosine-34 deaminase activity. Bases 1 to 528 code for a protein of 175 amino acids. The transcript has 6 exons.